GUGAUACUGAUAGACAUUUUGCAUCAUACACUAGCAGCUGUAGAGAGAGGAGUGAAUUUGUGCUUCCGUGGAUUGGGAUAGUUUUGAAUUGUACUGACAAUUCUUAAAAGGAAAUACUGCAUCAAAUGGAUCAAUACUCGAGUGUACAAUAAUUUUCUUUCAAAUCAGAAUCAAUGCGACUAGAAGUCAACAAACAAUAUGGAUCGAUCAAUAUCGAACUUCAAGGUAUCGAAGCCACCAGGUUACCGGGAAGAAACAUCAGACGAAGACAGCAUCACUCCACCAGCUUCUCCGACUCAUACCAACCCUCUCACCAACGACCAUAGCGAGUAUCAAUCAUCGGCGAUUGAUAACACUGAUGGUGGUGGCGAACACGACAACGCGAAGAAGGUACCGCGCGCCGAUCGCGAUGACGUCGGCAUCGCGAAUGGGAUAUUCAAUGAUGACAAGGGAAGCAAGGUCAACUCCCAGGUAAUCCUCCCCGUGGAUGACGUCAAGAGAGACGGUUUGGGCGGGAAGAACUCGGCACCGGUUGACCAGAAGAAGGGUGACCAGGAGAAAGGCUUGGUCGAUAAAGGAGUACCCGGAGAGAAGGGCGUGGCUGGUAAAGGGGUGCAUGGGGAGAAGGAUGGGGUGACGAAUGAUGCGAUCCGUGGAAGAGUGCAGAGUAACGGAGGAACCGUGGAAGAGAACGGGGCACCACCAAUCGAAUCCAGUCAUCACCUUGAUCAAAUGAAAGAGGGGAAGAUUGCAUUCAUACCCCGAGAGGGUAGCGAGGAACAUCUUUUCUUGCUCAUCGACGAGUUCGAAGAAGCUAUGACGUCAAAAGAAAAGGGCGGGUCCGGUCGUGGCUUGGCAACGAUAUGGGCAAAGUUUCUUCCCAUAGUUCUGUGUACCAUCAGUGAACUAACCACUCUGAAGGAUAAGGUGAAAUACUACAUGGUUGAGAAUAGAAGCCUUCAGAAGGAAGUCCGACAGGUGAAAAGGGAGAGUGAAGACAGAAAUGAUAAAGAUGCUAGCGGUGGUACCAAGACCCCAGCGGUAAUCAAAGAGUCUACCCAGAAUGGGAAAGCACCAUCAAGCAACGUUACGUCUGAGAAACCUCAAAAACAAGCUCCAGAUAAAGAUGACCAGACGACAAGAGAACUGAAAAAGCUUCGGAGUCAAAAUAAAGAGCUCCAGCGAGUCAAUCACUCGUGGGAGAAGUACUGCAAGAAACUGAUAGACAAGUGUGAGAUCGACCUGAAGAAGAAAACGGCCCAACUGGCUGCGUCAGAAGAACGACGCAAGGACCUUCAGAAAAGAUUGGAUGAUAAGUUCAAAGACUACGACCACACACUUCUUCUUGCCAAGCGCUCUGAAGGGCAAUGCAAGGCUGCCGCUGAGCAAUACAAGAAGGACAGAGACGCCUUCCGAUUGAAGUAUGACGAAAUGACAACAAAGCUGCGAGAUUGGAUCAAGGAAAGAGAGGAUAAGGAUAAGGAGAUCCAACGUCUCAACAAGGUAGUGGAGCGACAGGCAGCACAACCACCAUACGGAAACAUGACUUAUGUCAAAGAAGACCUGGAGGGAUGUCUUGGUCACCCGAAGACAACCAAGAGGGCGCCACGUGAAAUGGUAAACGGAUCACCUGUGAAAAUCUAUCAAAAUCUUGAUGAUGAUGAUGCAGAGGUCACCAAGAAGGAGAAGCAGGCUAGAGAGUCAGCAGCACGUCCGAAAUCGCCUCGCUCACCACCCAAAUCACCAUCUGCAGAACCACCGAAAGGCAACCCCUUGACUUUGGGCAAGGACGAACUCAAGGAUCAGAUUGAACUCUACCGUCAACAGAUCGAUGUGUUCCGAACGGAUUUCAUCCAAGAGAGGCACGACCGAGAGAAGGCAGUUGGUCAGGUGGAUUCUUUGAAGAAAGAACUGGAGAAGACAAAGAAGAGACUGGAAGAACUGCAACAGAACCGAAUUGAACACGAUUUCCUUGGACUUGGACAGGACUACACACUAAGGCUACCACGUGAAGAAACAAAGAUGCUCCGAGGAGGGGGGAGACACAUGGGCAAUGGGAGACAGUAUGCCUUUCAGCAUUACGUGGAUCUGCCUGAGAACCACGUAUACUCUGUGAUCGAAGACUAAGCGAGUGAGUAACCACAUAGCAGAGUCUAAACCCCCUUCAAAGGGCUUCAAAGUGGGGAUCAACCUCUACUUCACUUACGACUUCGGAGACGGCCAGGGUAAUGGAGGUCGUCCUGCAGGAUGCCGGGAAGGCGCCUGCGCCACGCUGCGCUUUCUCUACGGAGACGCAGUGAUGGAAUCCCUGACGGCGUCAGUGACGCCACUGGCCUUGUGUAACUUAUGUUCCUACGUUCUUAAUAAUGAUCGAAGACGUAAACCUAAGCGAUUGCGUCCAAGGUUCGAUUUUUGGCGACGUUAUACGGCAGAAUGCCGUUGUCCACUUCAUACGAUAUUAAUGACCUUACGAGAGUUUCGAUUUAGUAUAUUUAAACAUACGUUGUCAUGACAUAAGCUAAACGUACCCCGUAUUUCCGCCCUUAUGUAGGCUAAGCUAAAGUUACCCAUUGUUAUGUUAUUGACCCCUCUUAUGUAACCUAAAAAUAAACGCUUUAAGAGCGUGAUGUGAUACUGCCAUUACAAAAUUAUAUAUUAAGUUAGAGAAAUUUACCGAUAAUAUGUAUCUACUUGCCGGUUUUUGUUUUUGGCAUUGUCUAUCCCUCGCUUUUUAUUUGCAAUUCGCUAAUUACCCUUGAUUAUUGUGGAAUUUUCAUUUGCGAUCCCUCACCCCCCCCCCCCCUCU
Molecule: messenger RNA, 2806 nt
Organism: Lytechinus variegatus (green sea urchin)
Lineage: Eukaryota; Metazoa; Echinodermata; Echinoidea; Temnopleuroida; Toxopneustidae
Exons: 13
Coding region: 199-2127 (642 amino acids)
Biological process (GO): cellular response to lipopolysaccharide; regulation of transcription by RNA polymerase II
Source: RefSeq, a predicted model, not a curated record